This is a messenger RNA of Telopea speciosissima, 1181 nucleotides long. Its product is annotated as protein KTI12 homolog. The transcript is spliced from 2 exons. The record is from RefSeq and is a predicted model, not a curated record. Lineage: Eukaryota; Viridiplantae; Streptophyta; Magnoliopsida; Proteales; Proteaceae. The coding region runs from base 50 to 958 and encodes 302 amino acids.
GGUAUUGGAAGAGUUUCACGGUUAGACUUGCUGGACAAAUUUUCUUUAAAUGGCACUGGUUGUAAUCUGUGGUCAACCAUGCAGUGGAAAGUCAACAGCUGCACGGUGCCUAGUGGACGCUCUUAAUGCCCUGGAAUCAAAACCUACAGUCAAGAUUAUUGAUGAAUCUUCCUUUCAUCUUAAUCGAAAUGAAAGCUAUGCUAAUAUGACAGCAGAGAAGAACCUACGGGGAGUUCUCAGGUCCGAAGUUGACAGAUCCUUGUUGAAAGACAAUAUUGUUGUUGUAGACUCUUUGAACAGCAUCAAGGGUUACAGAUACGAGUUAUGGUGUCUGGCUCGUGCUGCAGGAAUCAGAUAUUGUGUGUUAUUUUGUGAUGCAGAAGACAAUCACUGUAGGGAAUGGAACAAGGAGCGUCGGGAGAGUGGGGAUGGCUCUUAUGAGGACAAAAUAUUUGAAGAUUUAGUAAGGAGAUUUGAGAAACCAGAUCGACGCAAUCGAUGGGAUUCUCCGCUUUUUGAAUUAUGGCCAUCCAAAGAUGGAAUAGAGCAGUCUUCUACUGCUAUUCUGGAUACUGUGGCAUAUGUGACAAAAAAAGUGGACUCCAAAACAAGAGAUAUUAAGGUCCUCCAACCCACCAUUGCUACUCAAAGUGCACGGUUGUCUCAGACAAAUUCACUCUAUGAGACCGACCGUGCAACACAGGAAGUGAUCAAUGUAAUUAUGGAAGCGCAAUCACAGGCACUUGGAGGACCUGUAAAUGGGAUCUCUCUUGGAACAGAAUUUCCAACCAUCAACAUUCAAAGAUCUGUUGGACUCCCAGAGCUCCGAAGCCUGCGACGAACAUUUGUAAAAUUGACAGGGCAAACCAGCUUGAGUGGACCACCACCGCCAUCGGACGUUAACAGUGCCAAAAGGAUGUUUGUUGAUUACUUGAACAGGGAACUAGGAACUGCUUGAAAGGAACCUAAUUGCUCAUAAAGAGAGGAUACUCAUCACUGUUUGGAAAGCUCGCAAGCAAGGAUCGCUCAGCUCAUACUAUGCCUGCCUUAGACACCCAUCGGAUUUAGAAGCUGCGUGUUCAAGGUUUCCUAAACUUUACUAAGAUCAAAAUAUUGUAUUUUAAUGCGGUGCAUAAAAUUAUCAGUUUUAAUUGUGGGUCUCUUUUGUUUGAGGUUUUGCU